GUUUGGAUGGUGAUCCCUAUCUUUGGUACAUUGGUUUAACACAACAUUUUGUGGAGUCUCAAGUAUAGUUAAGAAAUUGGAUAUUGGGAACAUCAAGUUGCAUAACAUCAUGUCUGUUCUAACAAAAUUCCGAUGCAUCACACUUGAUGUCACUGGCACACUGAUAGCUUACAAGGGAGAACUAGGCGACUACUAUUGCAUGGCAGCGAAAGCCGUUGGACUUCCGUGUCCUGACUAUAAAAGAGUGCAUGAGGGCUUUAAACAUGGAUAUACUGAUACGGCUAGAAAACAUCCCUGUUUCGGGUUUGCAGAAAAGAUGCCUAACAUUCUCUGGUGGAAGACUUGUGUUCGAGAUUCAUUUGUGAAGGCAGGAUAUGAUUAUGAUGAGGAGACAUUUGAAAAGAUCUUUAAACGCAUAUAUGCAACCUUUGGUUCUGCUGCACCUUACACUAAAUUCCCGGAUUCUCAACCAUUCCUUAGGUGGCCUCGUUCUACUGGUGUUACAGUUGGGCUUGUUAGCAAUGCUGAAUAUCGGUAUCGGGACGUAAUCCUUCCAGCCCUAGGCUUGAAUCAGGGAUCUGAGUGGGAUUUUGGAGUAUUCUCUGGCCUAGAAGGUGUAGAAAAACCAGACCCAAAGAUAUAUAAAAUUGCAUUGGAGAGAGCUGGAAAUGUUGCUCCAGAAGAAGUUCUUCACAUAGGAGACAGCAUCAGGAAAGAUAUUAUUCCUGCAAGGAGUGUGGGGAUGAAUACGAUAUUGCUCGACCGGUUCAAGACAUCUGAUGCUGAAAAUUGGAGGAAAUCUGGAGAGACUGUGCUACCCGACCUUAACGCAUGCAGUAA
This is a messenger RNA of Cuscuta epithymum, 840 nucleotides long. The record is from the annotation of a GenBank genome assembly. NCBI's taxonomy places the organism in Eukaryota, Viridiplantae, Streptophyta, Magnoliopsida, Solanales, Convolvulaceae.